Molecule: messenger RNA, 2353 nt
Organism: Pseudo-nitzschia multistriata
Lineage: Eukaryota; Bacillariophyta; Bacillariophyceae; Bacillariales; Bacillariaceae
Source: the annotation of a GenBank genome assembly
CAAAAUGUUGCAAAAAAUGUAUACUAUUGGUUUUACUGUUAGGAUGUUAUGCAGCGACGAUCUUCGGAUCGUCAAAUCAUAAAUGUGCGGGGUGCCCCGAGCAUCUCCCCCUUUGCAGUCGGAUGCKGUGUCUGGUGUAGCGCUGUGCCGAACCGCAUUGCGUCGCGUCGCCUUGCGUCGCUUGGCCGGUCCUUGUCUUGUCUUGUUUGCUUCGCUUCGCUUCCGGUGCGGCCACCCUUCGCGCUCAAAAGGUUCCGCCGGACAAAAAGGUCUUGAGCAUGUCCAGGGAGACCUCCGGCUGGUCGGACGGCACCAUGUGCCCCCCGUCGACGACCUGCAAAAAGGUCAGCCCGUUGCUGGUCCGGGCCAUCCCGGCCCCGCUGCCCCAGUCGUGGGACCCGGCGGAAGCAAAGUCCUCCUUGUGGGACCAGUUCAGGUCCUUCGUCCAGGCCUCGUUGCCCAGGUAGUUGCAGAUAAAGUCGACGUCGCCGGCGUAGAUGAGCGCCGGAAAGCCGGCCUCCAGCAGGUCGGCGACGUAGCCGGAAAAGUCCUUCAUCCAGUCGGUCCGGAACUUGGCGUUGAUCCCAAAGUUGCAGGCCUCCCACCGGUGGCUGUGGGUCUCGUCCACUCCCAGGGCCUUCUUGGUCGAUUCGAGGUUGAGCCAGGUCUGGACGUUCGAAAAGUCGUAGCAGAGCGGGGGGACCUCGCACUUUUUGCGAAUGUCGUAGGGGUUGAGGCCCGUGGCCUGGUAGGGCGAGGUGAGGCCGAGGUUGCAGGUCACAAAGGCCGCCUGGCAGGCAAAGGAGUCGAUGGUGUUGUCCCCUUGGUUGCACUGGUGGAUGAGCUUUGUGCAGGGCGAGACCGCCUCCUUCAUUGCGUUGUAGACGCCCUCGUCGACGACCUUGAUGCCGUGGGAGUUGUUCCAGACCAUCUCGGGGUACCACGGGUACUGCUCCUCGGGGGCCGUAAGGCCGUUUCCGAUGGCCAGGCCGGAAAAGUUGAGGGGGACGCAGUUGUCGCACAGGUCCUGGUUGCCCUUCCAGAUGCGGUGCGAAAUGGCGGGGACGUAGUGUCCCCCGUAGGAUUCCCCGAUGAUGUAGAGGGGGUUCUUCGCGUACUCGGGGUGCUCCUGGACAAAGGCCUGGAAGAAGUAGUAGGCGUCCUCUCCCACCAUUUCUUCGCCGCUGUCGUUCUCGUCUCCGUAGGAAAAGCCGACGCCCGCCGGCUGGUCCAGCCACAGAACGUGCGCGGCCUCGGUCCAGCUGUGGGGGUUGACGGUGGUGCCCUUGCCGUCGGCAUUGACGCUGCAGGGUCCGUUUUCGGUGAGGAGGGCCAGGGUGCUCGAGCAACCCGGUCCGCCGGUCAGCCAGACGACGAGGGGGAUCUCUUCGUCCUUGACCGUUUCCGUACCAGAAGUGUCCCCACGCUUUUCGAACAUCCAGAAAAAGAGGUGCUUGUCCCCGCUCUGGUCGUACUGUCGUGUCAGCGGCCAUGGUUUGGUGCGUUUUGGAAUGUUGUGGUAAACAAGUUCGUAGGCAGGCCAUUGGACAUUGAUCAAAGUGUCGUCGUCGUCAGAUGGAUUUCGCAGAACGAGCAUGCAACACACAAUAAGUUCACAAAGCGGUUUUCAGUUCAAAAUCAGAGGUUGGUUAGCAAAAUACUCCAGAGUCCCGGUGCUGGUUUCCCAUUCGUCACACAAUUAUUAUUGUUUCCCGAGAAGCUUCUCACGCAACGAGACGGUAUGCGUAAUUUUAAUCGAGGGAUAUGCCUUACGCACCUUGGAUCCCUUCAGGUCCAUGUACCCGCUAAUGGAUUUGCUCGAGGCGUCGCAAAAAUCAGCGCCUUCCUCCGAACCCUUCUCCAGGACGGUUUCUCUCAGCUGGUGGACGGUGCCGCUCUCCAGCCCAAAGUCGUAGACCCUGUUGCCGUUCGAAUUGCUCGGGGAAGAGGAGGUGCCGCAGUCAAAGACGCCGGGCGGGAGGCCCUCGGAUUCCUCCUUGCUGACACACACGGGGGGAACGGCCGCACACUUGCACCACACGCACGGGGUGUCGGUGCCGGUUGCCAUGGUGGAACCGCAUUCGGCCUCGGAUUUUAUGUCGAGGCAGUUCGAUUUUUGGACUCCGUCGCUGGCAGCAGUGGAGGUAGUGGCGCGGAGGCCGUCCUUUGCCGCCGCGAGUGAUGCGAGACCGAGCAGGGUUGCUGCUGUAAACUUCAUGGUUUUGGUAGUUGGGUUGGGAUUGGGGUUCGUGGUUGGAUUUGGUUUGGUUUGGGUUUCUUCGAGGAUGGUGAUGGUGUCGAACAACCCAAGGAAAUUAUGGGACGGAUGACCGAACAAAAAAAAUCGUACCAG